Messenger RNA from Pollicipes pollicipes, 1528 nucleotides. It is a transcript of the gene Chmp1, whose product is annotated as charged multivesicular body protein 1. Gene Ontology annotation, biological process: vacuolar transport. The coding region runs from base 230 to 832 and encodes 200 amino acids. NCBI's taxonomy places the organism in Eukaryota, Metazoa, Arthropoda, Thecostraca, Pollicipedomorpha, Pollicipedidae. The transcript has a single exon. The record is from RefSeq and is a predicted model, not a curated record.
AUAUUCCAGUCAGUAGUGACUCAUCCUGCUAAUAGGCCCCGCUGCCUGGCAGACAAGGGAGGGACGGAAUUGUGUUUAUUUCUCGAGGUUCAGUGAUCAUACCUGACGGCCUGUCCUUGACCCCCAUGUAACAAGGGAGGUGUGAAAUCUAAGCGUGUUCGUAUCUUGAGGCUAACAAGCCAUUUGAUACUCUGCAUCUUAAAAGGCUGCCUUUUUCAAAUAAGCCAAGAUGUCCAUAGCAUCCAUGGAGAAGCAUUUGUUCAACCUCAAGUUUGCUGCCAAGGAAAUGGUACGCAAUUCUAAGAAGUGUGAAAAAGAGGAAAAGGCUGAGAAGGUAAAGCUGAAGAAAGCCAUACAAAAGGGUAACAUGGAAGGUGCAAGAAUUCAUGCUGAAAAUGCAAUUCGGCAGAAAAAUCAGGCCUUGAACUAUCUCAAGAUGUCUGCUCGUGUUGAUGCAGUGUCUAGUCGUGUUCAAACUGCUGUUCAAACCAGGAAAGUAACACAGUCAUUGGGAGGUGUGGUGAAGUCCAUGGAUGCUGCCAUGAGGUCCAUGAACCUUGAGAAAAUUUCUGCCCUCAUGGAUAAGUUUGAGCACCAGUUUGAGGACCUGGAUGUGCAAAGUAGUUACAUGGAUUCAGCAAUGGGCCAAACAGUUGCAACCAACAUUCCUCAAAAUGAUGUGGACAGCCUUAUGAGCCAGGUAGCAGAUGAGGCAGGACUGGAGCUGAACAUGGAGCUGCCACAAGGACAGCAAGGUUCUGUUGGAAUCUCUACAGCUGCUUCAGCAGAUCAGGAUGAACUCACACAGAGGCUGGCACGUCUCCGGAACUAAAAGAAGAUGAACAUCUUUAACUUUUGUAACUGCAUAUUAGACUUGGGCUUCAUUUCAGUGUGCCUGAAUGUUAUCAGGCACCAUCAGCACUGCACUGUCAGGCAGAAGCAGCAGUGCAUUUUCAAGACUGAGAUUGACAGUGCACACAUGCCUUUGUCAUAAGCAUUUUGCCCCAAACUAGCAUGUAUGCAGAUAAACCUUCCAUCAAGCAGGGAUUUUAGUUUCUACACCAGUAAAAAAUUCUAGACAAUUAUCCCUAGAGAAACACACUGUGGUCUUCCUGAACUGAACUCAGUGUGCUAGAGUGUGAGGUACACAACCUGCUCGUGAUGAGAUUGUGGGAAUGUCUGAGCUUGAUGCUGAAUUAUUAUUGCUGAAAUGUGGAAUAGGCUUUAUUCAUAUGGAAGUGCCCAGCAAGCCAAGCUCUUGGAUCCAGACACAUGUCACAGAUUAUCACAGGAUGCUUGAAUCUUUGCAAGUUCAUGCUAGUUCUACGCCAGAUAACUGAAGCUGAUCUGAAAGGCAAGAUCAAUAAGCUCUUUAGAUUAGUUCCAUCCUCACUGAAGAAGUGAAACCUUUGCUGUAGAAGCCUGCAGUUGCUGAACUCCAAAUGUCUUGGUGUGUUUAGCGUGGCCUCGCUGGUAAUGAGACUUGUAAACGGUUCCGUGAUGUGGUAAAUAUACGUGAUAUUCUCAA